UUUCUUUUCUUUUCAUUUCAUUUCAUUUCCCAUCUCGAAGAAGAAAUGGGAAGAGCUCCUUGUUGUUCUAAAGUUGGGUUGAAAAAAGGGCCUUGGUCUGCUAAAGAAGACUCCUUGCUUACCACUUACAUUCAACAGCAUGGUGAAGGCCAUUGGAGAUCACUCCCCAAGAAUGCUGGGUUGCUUAGAUGUGGGAAAAGUUGCAGGCUGAGAUGGAUGAAUUACUUGAGGCCAGGGAUCAAGAGAGGAAACUUCACCCCUGAAGAAGAUGAUCUCAUCGUACGGCUCCACUCCCUUCUUGGGAACCGGUGGUCGCUCAUUGCCGGUCGGUUGCCCGGUCGGACCGAUAACGAGAUCAAGAACUACUGGAACACUCACCUCCUCAAGAAGCUCAAGAGUGAAGGGAUCGAACCCAAACCGCGUAAAGCUUCCAGAACAAUCCCGAAGAAGAAGAAGACAGCCAAACCGGAUAAAACCGGGAGCGAGAAGAGAAAAAAGCACAGGCCGGUGUGUAAACCGGACGUCAAAGAUCGACCGGAGAUGAUCAAGGUAUAUGCGCCGAGACCGGUCCGGCUUUCGACCGGGUUCGCAAGAAAUUACAGCUUUGAUGAUCUGGCGGCGAGUGUUGCCUCCAGUUCAGGUAAUAAUAAAGCCGAGGACAAUAACAAUACUCCUCUUAACCAUAACGGCAACAACAAUAAAGCAGAAGAGUCAACGGGUUUUCCAUGGGAUUUGUACGAGGUUGGAGAUGAUCUUUUAGAAGAUUAUAUGGACGGCUGUGAUCUUUCAGCCAGAUAUUCACUGCCCACCAGUGACACUUUGCUGGAGAAGGUGUAUGAUGAGUAUCUGCAGCUUCUCUCAGAGGAUUGUUGUCUUCAAACAUGUUCCUCCUGCUGAAAAUUCAAGACACUUUUGUUUGUAAAGUUUGAAUUUCUCUUCUCUUCUCUCUCUCUCUCUCUCUCUAAUUUGUUUUUGGCAAAGGGUGUCCUUUCCUGCGGGUACAGUGGGACAAGUAUUGUUGACUUUUGAUUCAUGUUGAUUUGAUUUGAGGAUUCCAAACAUCGAAUCACAUAAUUGAUUCACCAGCUGUUCCCAUAUGUGUGGGCAAAACGCCAAAUUAUGUCUGCCUUCCUGCCAAUUAUAUCGGAAGUACGGAGUACUAUUUAAAAUUAAAACCUUAAUUUUGGAAUU
Molecule: messenger RNA, 1191 nt
Organism: Ipomoea triloba (trilobed morning glory)
Lineage: Eukaryota; Viridiplantae; Streptophyta; Magnoliopsida; Solanales; Convolvulaceae
Product: myb-related protein Hv1-like
Exons: 2
Coding region: 46-897 (283 amino acids)
Source: RefSeq, a predicted model, not a curated record